Molecule: messenger RNA, 4379 nt
Organism: Girardinichthys multiradiatus
Lineage: Eukaryota; Metazoa; Chordata; Actinopteri; Cyprinodontiformes; Goodeidae
Gene: layna
Product: layilin a
Exons: 8
Coding region: 195-1658 (487 amino acids)
Molecular function (GO): hyaluronic acid binding
Source: RefSeq, a predicted model, not a curated record
GGUUUUUUAAAUUACUUUUUGUCUUAAUAUCAACCUUUUCAUAUCAAUAUCAACUUUUUCCCACAUUCAGCUUGUGGCAUUUAGGGUGGAUUUAAUCUGGAUUUGUUUAAACUGAUUGGACGAGCUGACAGAUGAACAGAAAUGAAAAAGAACGAACUUAAGUUGAAGGUCUGGCAGUAAAUUGAAGACAGUAAAUGAAGAUGGAUCUGUUGACAACUGUCGUUCUUCUCCUGCUCUUUUGUGUUCAUCCAUCUGCAGCAGCAAGCCUCAUUACAGCAGACAUAUUUGAAGCAAGGGGCCAACAAGUGUGCAAGGCAGGAAAAGGGAGACCGUGUUACAAGCUGGCCUAUUUCUCGGAGCUGCGCUGGAAGCUGAACUUUGAAGAGGCAGAGAAUGCUUGCAGGCGAGACGGAGGCCAGCUGCUAAGCAUCGAGUCUGCAUCUGAGCAGAAGGUCAUAGAGCAGCUCAUCAGAGAUCUUCGUCCCACGGAUGGAGACUUCUGGAUAGGGCUCCGGCGUGGACUGGGACACGAGGACAGCAGUUCGGACUGCUCGUCCCAGUACUACUGGCUGGACGGUAGCAAAUCCGCGUACAGGAACUGGCACAAUGAUGAGCCGUCAUGCGGCUAUGAAGUGUGUGUGGUGAUGUACCACCAACCGUCGGCUCCCGCAGAUCACGGUGACCUCUACAUGUUCCAGUGGAAUGACGACAACUGUGAAACCAAGAACAAUUUCAUCUGCAAAUACACAACAGAAAAGCCAGUGGAAAGCACUCUGUCGCCCACCUCCAGCGAGAAAGAGGUCUUUUUUUCAUCCGCACUUCCAUGGGAUCCAAGUGACAACAACCAGGAAAGGAGAACAGCUGUGAAUUUAGUUUAUGUCAUCAUUCCCACGAUCCCACUCAUCCUGCUGCUGCUGACAGUGAUGGGAGUCUGCUGCUACAAACUGCUGCUCAGACGAAAGAGGAAGGAGCAGAAAUCAGAAGUAUGCCAAACAGACCCAAGUCCAACUUCUACAGACAUCUACAACGUCAUUCGCUCCCAGAAGGAUGAUGACCUGGUUUCUGCUCGCCCACAAACAAAAAACACCUCCUUUUUGUGCUCUUCUCCGGACACGCCGACGGGUGACUAUGACAACCUAGGGGGUCGGGACACAGAGAGCGGCUUUGUGACACUUGCAAGCACAGAGAGCGACUUUCUGAACUUUGACCUGAACGAUCUCAGCCUUGGGCGUCGGGGCACCCGUGACUUCUACGACAGCAGCUUGGGCCGCCCGGCAAAGAGGGACCUGAACGAUGGCAGUCUGGGUCGCACCAGAAACAGAGAGUAUUACGACAGAAGCCUGGGCCGCCGCACCACUAAGAGCGAACAUUACAGCGGCAAUGUGCAUGGAGAUCACGGUCUAUACAACAGCAGCAUCAGAGCAGGCAGUGACUUGUAUGAUGCCAGACUAAAAGCAGGGGGUCAAACAGGAAAGAUUGACCUCUACCAGACAUACGUCACCAGCGGCAGGCACGAGGCAUUCCAAACCAGCCUGGGAACCUACGCAAACCGAAAGUCUUUCCACACAAACCAGGACUGCUACAGAAACGGCCUAAAUCUUGACAGUGGAGGGAGGUACUUCAAUGAGCAGGAAUGGAUAAACAAAGAGAGAUACUGAUCCUUCAUUCUGCUCACACCACUGUCAAAAUACAUUUUGUUUCUGCACUAACCCUUACUUUGUUGGUUGUUUGGAUAUUGAAUUAACUGUGGUAAUCUAAACCAAACACGUUUAAAUAGUUAAAGCUGUCUACACACUGUUUCUUAUGUUGCCAUGUAUCUGUUUGCCCUGUCACAGAUUUCCUCUAUUUUUACUUUAAAUUAGACAAAGACAACCUAAGUAACUACAAAGUACAGUUUUACACAUGGCGAUGUCAUUUAUUAAAAGAAAAAGGCUAUCCAAACCAACUGGGCCCUAUAUGAAAAUGCAUUAACCCCCACUUGUAAACUCAGGAAUGAACUGUGAUAUACCACAGAUUUUGGGCAGCUAAGUUAAAAUUCCCCCAAGACUGACAACUACCUGACCUGCAGAAUCAAGAAAUCACUCAAAUAGAAUCUGUUUGAAUCCAUGAAGCACCCUGAAAGGUCAUCUAUUAGUCUAGAAAGUGUCUGUAAGCAAUUUAAAGUGUUGGGACUCCAGGAAAUCCCAGUGAAAACCACUAUCCACAACUGGAGAAAACAUGGUACAGUGGUUAACCUUCCCAGGAGUGGCCAGCCAACCAAAAUUACUUCAAGAAUCUGUCUCACAUUUGCCAAACACAUCUUGUUGAUGCCCCAAACCUUUGGAAAAUAUUUAGUGAAUUAAUGAGAAAACUUUCCACUUUUUCUCAUUAAUUCACUAGUGGGUGUCACUAGUGGGUGUCCAAUUACAUCUGAAAACAGUAUUUUAGAAAAAUAACAUCAUAUCGACAGUCAAACAUGGUGGUCAUGUGAUAUUGUGUGGCAGUUUUGCUGCUUCAGGACCUGAAUGACUGCCCUGAAUGAUAUAUUCUAAUCUCUAGUAGAAAGCCCUGAAGAAUGUCCAUGAUCAAUUUUGAGACCUUAAGCUCAAGUGCUCAAGGGCUUUAUAAAUGGUCUAGUCAAAGUCUGGACUUAAAUCUACUUGAAAUUUUCUGGCAAGACCUUAAACACUUAAACAAGCCAUCCAUGCUCGAAAACCCUCCAGUGCUGCUGCAUUAAAACAAUAUUGCAAAGAAGCUUGGGCCAAAAUUCCUCCACAUAAAAUUAAGCAAUCAUUUGAAAACUGCAUUUUGUAUUUACUCAGGUUAUCUUGUCUGAAAUUAGGAUUAAUUUGAUGACCUAAAACAGUUAAGUGUCACUAAAAGCUAAAGCAUAAGACUAUAAGAGGGGAAAUAUUUUUUCACAGUCCUGUAAAAUUUAAGUGUCCAUCUGGGGAUGAAAGCUCAAUGCUUUGUAAAUGCAUAAAAUUAUCAGCUGAAAUAAUUAGAAAGUAAGUCAAGCUGCCACCAGUUGUAGCUGCUUCAAGCAAUCAGCAACCAGAAGUGAGUGGAUCUUCAUACGUAUAGACAGUGUGUCUGCAUAACGCAGCAUGAGGGUCAUUUCAGUACUAUUUGCAUCAAUUGCCCUUUCUCUGCAGCCUGGAUUACCUGGAGAUGAGAUUACAAAUGCUGCAAUAUGAAACGUAUUUUGCUUAAAGCUGUACAUGUUCUUGUGUAGGUCAACCUGAUACAACAUAGUGUACUUAAUUACCUAGAGUGAUAUUUUUCAGACACCACUGCCUUCAGCUUUGAACAAUAGCGGAGAAUGACAUGCAGUUGUUACAGUAACUGGUUGCAGACAGUCUGGGAGUGACUGAGUUAGUGGUUUUCAGGUCUUUAUUACAUAUGCAAAUUCAAUCAAAACAAUCGCAUGCAACCAUCUGUGUACAGCUACAAUGACAAUUUCAAAGAGCCCAAGUGGCACUAUGGAGAAAUGGGUAAAAUACCUCAGCUGACCUCAUUUGAUUCACUUAUUUGGUGUUAAGAGAAGACCAAAAAAUGUGAGUGUGUCAUGUAACACUGUCAUUCAACUCUCCUCCCACUUUUAGGUUAGCUGCUCUGGUGCUGCACAACCUCAUCUCACUAACAUAAAUAUACAUCAGCUCAUCCAGGUACAGGGUUUCUGCAAGUAAACAAUGCAUGGAAAAAUAAAGCAAAUAUUUACUUUAGCUGCUUUAGUCUUGAACCCCUUUUCAACAUGUCUAUUUUCAGUUUGACAACAAUAUAAUACAAUGCUAACCUGAUUGAGUCUUCUGAACCAUUUCUUUGGACCUCUGCAUUUGACCCAUUCACACCAAUGGACAUACCUCACAGAUUAACAUUACAAAAAUUAAAAGAAAUAGAGAAACCUUUCAGAGGCAGCUGAUGCCAUUUUAACAAGAAAAAAUAAAGAUUUGAUCACAUCCAGGAUUUUAAAAAAGAACUUUAAAAGAUGUUUGUGUAACAGCCUGCUUGCAUGAACUUGUCAUGCAGCCCUUGCUUUGUCACAAAAAUAUUGAUGUCAUGGAUCAUUGUGUUCACAGUGCCUGAAAACCUCUUUUUAUCAAAAUGCAUCUCUGUAUAAUAAUCUGAAUGUAGUUUUUUAUGUAUUUUUUUGUUUAGUUUUGGAUACUGCCUUAAACUGAAAGAUGUUACAAAAUUGUUCUGUGAUUUAUCACCAUCCCUCUUCUGCACAGUCAGUUCAAACAGGCAUGAAUUUAGCUGAAGUGGCUGCAGCCUCACCACAUAAUGGCAUGAAAUCGAAUUCAAAUAUGUAGUCCUUCGACAACUCUCCUGCAACUAUGAGGGGUUUGUAUGCUUGGUACAUGAGAAAAAUCUUUAAAUAAAAUAAGAUUAGAAAUGAA